Molecule: messenger RNA, 764 nt
Organism: Phaethon lepturus (White-tailed tropicbird)
Lineage: Eukaryota; Metazoa; Chordata; Aves; Phaethontiformes; Phaethontidae
Product: sorting nexin-2-like
Exons: 4
Coding region: 21-350 (109 amino acids)
Biological process (GO): early endosome to Golgi transport
Cellular component (GO): endosome; endosome membrane
Molecular function (GO): phosphatidylinositol binding
Source: RefSeq, a predicted model, not a curated record
AGGGUGCGUUUGAUCAUCGAAUGAAAUGCUGGCAGAAAUGGCAAGAUGCUCAGGUCACUUUACAAAAAAAACAUGAAGCUGAAGCAAAGCUCCAACUUGCCAACAGACCUGAUAAACUGCAGCAAGCUAAAGAUGGUAUAAAAGAGUGGGAGACAAAAGAUCAGCAAGGGGAAAAAGAUUUUGAACAGAUCUCCAAAACCAUUCGUGAGGAAGUGCAAAGAUUUGAGAGGGAACGAGUGAAAGACUUUAAAACUGUUAUUAUCAAGUACUUAGAAUCAUUAAUGCAAACACAACAGCAGCUAAUAAAAUGCUGGGAGGCAUUCCUACCUGAAGCCAAAUCCAUUGCCUAAAAGAAGACUAUUCCAAAUAACAAGAGACUCUGAAUGUUUGUCCUGGAUAAAAACUAAAUUCCACACUGAAAUCACUUCAAAAUCAUCCAAAUAAACCACUAUAUAUUUUAUGAAUUAACACGUGGUGGUUUUAUAUAUCAUAACAUUUUAUUAACAAGCUGUAUGUCAUGACCCUCUUUGAAGUGGACUGUGGCAUGUUGUUCUGCAAUACAUUGCUGAAUUGAACACUACUUGCACCAAAAUGUGCACUGUAAGGCCAGAAAGCAGAUAUUUUUGUUCUUUACAAUAGUGUUCUGUAGUAUGUUUACCUGAUCUUUGAAAGAAAUUUAAUUGCGUUGAUUAAUGUUCACUUACACAUUCCUGUACAAAAUCAUGUUUCUGUGAUUAUGAUAAUAAAGAAAUGUAUCUUGUGAA